CAUUUUGCAACAUCCUUUUGCCUUAACAAAUAAUAUUCUUGCUUAAGACACUCUUGCAGCCUCUGUCGUUGUAGACUGCAGCUCAUGUACCUGUUGCUGACGCUGUUGAAGUCGUGUGUAAACAUGAAUUGUUCUGUUGAUUUUAGUCAGACGUCUCUGAUGACAUCUUGGCAAUAGCACAUGAAGCAGGUAAUGAGGUGAGAGCAUCUUGGCAGCUCUCUUCCUCCUGUCCCAUAGAUGUGAAAGGAAUACAUAGUUUGUUUCUUAGCAGCUCUGCACUUAUUUUCAUCUUGCCUCUCCAACAGAGAUGGUAAAAGAUUUUUGAGCAUGAGGUAAUUUCAGAUCUGCAGGGUCUGUAAUGGAGCAGUGAUAUUUGGUUCUUGGCCUGUAGAACUGUGUAAGAAGAAGAGUUUCUCUUUUAUUGCAAAAUGCCUUUAGGUCAUCAUUUUAGUGUAAAAUUUGUUUGUUACAAAGGCUUCCUUAAUUCCAUAGCAAAAAAUGCAAGAUUUUUUUGGAAUAUCACAUCCAAAGCACCUGAAGGAAUUUGUCUUGGCAAUCUGUGAGCUGCCAGUAUUCAUGUCCCAUCCCACCUCACCUGGCCAGGCAACUGAGUGAUGACAAAAAGCAUGAAGAAAAAACACAAUAGGCUUUUGUUUGGCAGCUCCUGGAGCUGCUCCUGUCAGGAAUGAUGACGCUGCACUGCAGGUAACUCAGUGACCUUUUAUGAGUUUAGGGCUCCUGUAAAGUGCUGAAGGGCGGGUGAUGUUUGGCCACCUGAAGGAGAGCAGAGGGGAGGGAAAGCUCCCUGCUUCCUUCUUGUUUCUGCCAGGAAUAGAACGUGAGUCACUGGAGUGCUGGAGCUCACAAGUGUGGGUGUCUGCAUGUGCUGCCACAAUAACCUAAUUUCUCAGUAAUUUAAGACUGGCCGAUCCCACGAGGAUGGGAGAACAGGAGGAACCAUCUAAGGAGUCUCUCUGGGGCUGAGUCUCCCUGACUGGCAAGUGAUGAAGCAGCUGUGGUUGUUCUGCCAUGGGCCUCCCUCGCUCUCACUUGAGUGAUGCUGGUUUUCUGUCAGGCGCCUUUGCUACUUUUGGCCUUUAAAUUAAACAACAAAGAAACAAUGUAACACAAGGAAAUUGAAGUUGUCAGUUGUUUGAAGUCAGAAUAUUCUGAUUUUAUCUUCUUAAUUUGGAGACUGUGAGCUCCUGAUUUCAGAUCCUUUCCUAAUGCUUGGAGAAGGACACUAACGUGCUUUUCAGAAAUGAAGAGACAAAACAUCAUUAUAAAUGGCCAUAGCUGUAAAUUGCUGACAGAUUUCUCUUUUGUCACUGUUGCAGCCUAAAGCUACUUUGAAAACUGAGCUGUGGGUUUGUUUUGGUGGGGAAGCACUUGACUUAAGUAUUUACUCUUCCCCAGUGGGCUGGAAUGCUUUGUGGGACCCCACAGUGUUGGUAGGGUCCUGUGCUCUUGGCUUUACACAGCAUUUGUGGUGCCAAGGAAAACCACCAUGGCAGAAACUGUGCUGGACAUUGUCACUUCCCUGGCUCCACUGCUGCCACUGUGGGACCUCACACCCCAGAGCCUGCAGGUUUCUCUGUCCCCUUCAGCCUGUGGCAUCUUCUGGACUGCUCCUUCAUUUAACCCUUCCUUUUCCUGCAGAUUUGGAGGAACAAAACUCACUCUGGUCUCACUGGCACUGGUGGCAAAAAGCACUUUACUGUAGGAACAAGCACAACUAUGGAUCAGGGCAAUAACUCUGUAAUCAUUGCAUUUUUUAAAAAAGUAUCUGAGUUAUCUGUUGUCAGUGGCUUUUCAGUUCAUCUGUCCCUUCUUGAAAAGAGAGGUGCACUUUUGUGGAAGGAAGUGAACCUAAGGAAAUGUUCGCUCCUCUGUCAGCCCCUUCCAGCUCUCACAUGGCUGUAGCCAUCACAUUUGUGAUUCCAGUGGAGCAGAAAUCAGUCAGAUGGGAAUCACCAAGCUUCAGAGCUAUUCUGUAAUCUGGAACUGAAGCAGGAGCAGGAAUCUUCCUGUAGGGUUUUCUUCUCUUGUUUGACUCAGGGGUUGCCGUUGCUGAGAGCUUCAUAUCUCUGUGGGUAGUGAUCGACCACAUGGGGGAUUUCACUGUUACUCACAUCCCCACGUUCUGCUGUGUGUCUUCAGUUAAAAAUGUGGCUAUUCCCAAGGCAUUAAAGCAGCCCACGUCUUACUCACGAGGCUGGUCCUGCAGAAAGCUGUAGUGGUGCUGCAGGAAGUGUAAAGUGUGUGUUUGAUUGCAUCAGGAAUGCUGCAUUUGGGUUGUUAGGAGCUUCUGGGAUCAGCACAACUCAAACCUUACAGCACUUUCUUACUGGGAACUGCUUCAGCAUCCCUUCCCUUUGACUUCCCUGGAAAUACAGUAUGGGAGUAGAAAACUGUUGCUGAAAAUAAUGAUAUGGAUCAGCUGUGAGGAACAGAUCAGUUCUCUCCUGUGAAGCAGUGCUUUAUGUAGAGGGGAAGGUUUCCAUUGCAGUUUGCUCCCUGGCUGUCCCAGUGCUGGGAGAUCACUGCAGCUCACACACCCAGCUGCCAGAGCAAAUCACUGCUGAGGGGGGAGGGAGAGUUCAUAUCCAACCCUAUUGCAAUGUGGUUGCUAAUCCUGCUACAAUUAAUACAUUCACAUUAUCUACUUUGUGUGUGUUUAUCUAUGUAAACAAGAACUUUUGGACAGGGUGCAGUUGUACCUGGAGUCUUUAGGGUUAAGGGCAUAGGUUUUUGUGUUUUGUUUUCUUCCCCCACACGCCCUGUGAUGGUUGGAGUAUUGAGUUUGGGGAAGGGUUGUGUUUAGACAGAGCUCCUCAGCUUUUAUUUGAGGGGUUCAAAUCAUUGCAGUACAUAAGAAUAGAACCAGAGUAACUGGAACUUACAUUCCAGUACCAGAUCCAGAGAUCUUUAACUGGAUUUUUGGUACAGCACACACAAAUUGUGAGCAGCCAGCCUGUCACCAGGCUGCUGCCAGUGUCAGCAGCUUCUUGGUGAUUAUCAUUGCUCUGACUUCACAGGGGCAUUGCUUUGUACCAGUGCCUGUGUUCCCCUGUUAGCAGGGCAAGGAGCAGGACAAGGGACUGGCAGCUCAAUGGAGUCCACUAAAGAAGCACAUGCACACUUCUUUAUGAAGAAGUAACUACAGUUAUUUUUCAGAGAGUUUUAAUCUGGCUUCUGCUUAUGUCCUGGGUUGGACUUCAGCUAUUGGCAUGUAAUUAUUGGCAUGGUACAGCAGUCAGCUCUCGUUAGCACAGUUGGAGAAGCUGUUUGAUGAGCACUGUGCUCUGGAAACAUCCACAGCAGAGUUGCAAUCAUGAGGUGAAUUUGGAUCUGUUAAGAAAGGAGGGAGCUCAUUUCAUAACUGUUGGACCAUAAGCAUUAAGAUGCUGGUUUCCUGCCCUCUGAUGCAUGGCACAGAUCCAGGAUGCUUUGCAUGUGGAAUGGAAAAUGGAUUCCGAGUUUAUAAUGCAGAUCCACUCAAAGAAAAAGAGAAACAAGAGUUUCUAGAAGGUGGUGUCGGCCAUGUGGAAAUGUUGUUUCGUUGCAACUAUUUAGCACUUGUAGGCGGAGGAAAAAAGCCGAAGUACCCCCCCAACAAAGUCAUGAUCUGGGAUGACCUGAAGAAGAAAACUGUCAUUGAGAUAGAGUUUUCCACAGAAGUCAAAGCAGUGAAGCUGCGAAGAGACAGAAUUGUGGUUGUGUUGGACUCGAUGAUUAAAGUUUUCACCUUCACACACAAUCCCCACCAGCUGCACGUCUUUGAAACCUGCUACAACCCUAAAGGUCUCUGUGUCCUUUGUCCAAAUAGUAAUAACUCUCUUCUUGCAUUUCCUGGAACACACACUGGGCACGUGCAGAUUGUGGAUCUGGCUAACACAGAGAAGCCUCCUGUGGACAUCCCAGCUCACGAAGGAGUCUUGAGCUGUAUUGCUUUAAACCUGCAGGGAACAAGAAUUGCAACAGCAUCAGAAAAAGGGACCCUCAUAAGAAUAUUUGAUACUUCAUCAGGGCAUUUAAUCCAGGAGCUACGUCGAGGAUCACAAGCAGCCAAUAUAUACUGUAUUAACUUCAACCAGGAUGCUUCCCUCAUCUGCGUCUCCAGUGACCACGGCACAGUCCACAUUUUUGCUGCAGAAGAUCCCAAAAGGAAUAAGCAGUCCAGUUUGGCCUCUGCCACCUUUCUCCCCAAAUACUUCAGUUCCAAAUGGAGUUUUUCCAAGUUCCAGGUUCCCUCAGGCUCUCCGUGCAUUUGUGCCUUUGGAACAGAGCCAAAUGCUGUCAUAGCAAUAUGUGCAGAUGGCAGCUACUACAAGUUCUUGUUCAACCAAAAAGGGGAAUGCUCAAGGGAUGUGUACGCUCAGUUCCUAGAAAUGACGGACGACAAGCUUUGACUGAGGGGAGGGAGUGCCCGGCUCACAGCGCUGCCUCGGCCACCCGCGCCUUUGGGGACAGUAUCUGAGUGUCCAGCACUGAUCCAGAAGUUCAGCAGAGCUCAUGGAGAAGCCUGGCUCAACAUGAUCACAAGCAGCUCUGAAGUAGUGGACUACAUAUGUUUGUUCUCAUUUCUGCAAGUAUUCAUCAUUAAAAUCUCUUUGGGUUACUGUCACC
Onychostruthus taczanowskii (white-rumped snowfinch) is the source of this 4629-nucleotide messenger RNA. It is a transcript of the gene WDR45B, whose product is annotated as WD repeat domain 45B. Gene Ontology annotation, cellular component: cytosol; extrinsic component of membrane; phagophore assembly site membrane. The record is from RefSeq and is a predicted model, not a curated record. Gene Ontology annotation, molecular function: protein binding; phosphatidylinositol-3,5-bisphosphate binding; phosphatidylinositol-3-phosphate binding. Bases 3405 to 4412 code for a protein of 335 amino acids. NCBI's taxonomy places the organism in Eukaryota, Metazoa, Chordata, Aves, Passeriformes, Passeridae. The transcript is spliced from 10 exons. Gene Ontology annotation, biological process: protein lipidation; nucleophagy; autophagy of mitochondrion.